UCGGCGUUCCGCUUCCUUUUCUCUUCUUCUUCUUCUUCUUCUUCUUUCUGUUUCGCCGUGUCACACACGGACCCCGAGGACCCUGAACCCGCCUCGCUCGCCCGCGCCUCGCCGCACACCGCCGGCUCGGCUCUCGCCCGACUCGUGCAUGUCAGAGAGGGCGGGCUGCCCGGCAGGCCCCCGUGCUCACCGAGCGAGCGGCAGCUCCCACGCCGCGGUCGGGAGGGGCGGCGGCGGCGGCGGCGUGGGCCCGGUCCGAGGCUAGCCCGCGCUCCCGGCCAGUCCGAGGGGAUGAACCACGUCGGCGGCGGCGCGUCGAGCUCGGACGUCCCCGCUGCCGCAGUUCGCCUGUCACAAUGAACGGCACUCAGCAGAGUGACGGCAAGAGGCAACACCUCCUGGAGAGGCUGCUGGAUGCUGUCAAACAGUGCCAAAUCCGCUUUGGGGGAAGAAAAGAGAUCGCCACGGACUCGGACAGCAGAGUGAUCUGUCUCUGCGCCCAGUUUGAAGCGGUGCUGCAGCACGGCCUGAGGAAAAGCAGAGGUCUGGCCCUCACCGCCGCUGCUCUCAAGCAGGCCGCGGGAUUCAGCAGCAAGGUCGAAGCAGAGUUGACUUUCUGGUUUUAUGUGAAGGAGCAUCUGAACCGCCACGAGCUCCAGCGAUUCUACUCACUGCGUCAGAUUUGCUCGGAGCUGGGUCGGGGUCGUGCGUGGCUGCGUUGCGCCCUCAAUGAGCACUCGCUGGAGCGCUACCUGCACACACUGCUGGCGGAUCGUGCACGUCUGGGAACUUAUUAUGAAGACUGGGCUUUUAUUCUUGAUGAAGAGCGAGCAAGUAUGCUCCCCACCAUGGCUGCAGGCCUAAACUCCAUCCUGUUUGCCGUCAACAUCGAUAACAGUGACCUGAACGGCGGGGUGACGCGAGCAGGAGGUUCGUCGGUGUCCCACCUCCUCAAGGAGUCCACGCAGGGCAUCGGCAGCCUGUGGAAGGAGUCGACUCAGGGGGUCAGCAGCCUGCUGCGGGAGAUCAGCACAGCCACGGCCGUGGUGCCCGGAUUCUCUCCCAGAGGUGACGGAACUUCGGACCCGCUGCCUGUCCUGCCACGCAGCACCUCCGCUGACUCAGGGCUGAGGAAAGAGCGCCGUAGGAAAAAGAAGAUCACCAACAUCAUCUCCUUUGAUGAUGAUCUGGAUGGUGGGGCAGAGGAUGAGGAGGAGGAGGGGGAGGAGGACUCUCAGAAAAUGGCGAUGAUGAGGAAGAGUCAUACGGCUCCCACUCAGAGCAGUGUGGAGGAAGGGAUAGACCCUUUGGAGCCAGCCUUCUCCCAGUCGCCGGCCCAGAACGGCCUGGUUGAGCCGGGCAUAGUCAGCUGGGUGGGGUCCCCCCAUCCGUCUCGCACACCUCCCGCAACUACGCCUCCUCUGCCUGACCUUAAGAGUAUAGACAACGAGGAGGAGGAGGACGAGGAAGAGGAGGAGGAGAUGUACAAACCCAGAGCACAAACCCAGGAGGAGGAGAGGAUCAGCUCGGAUCAGGUGGUGGUGGGAAGUCUGUCCAGUGUGUCCAUGUGGAGCCCUCUACAGGUGAUGACUAACCACAGCAGCUCGGACAUCCUCAUUCCCCUGAACCCCACCGACCCUCAGCCAGUGAGCUCCGUGGAGGACAGGGCUGCGUUUCCCGCUUGCUGUGAGUCAGCGGGACCGGUGGGAAUGUGUGAGAGCAGCAGGUCGGAACUAACAUUCAAUAUGGAGUCCAGCCCACCGACGGAGUCUGCUCCACUCUCCAGCGUGCUGCCAACAUCCGGUCUGCCAGAGUCCAUGACAGUGGUGGAGCUGCGUCAGGCCAUCGUUGCCAUGAUGAACAGAAAGGACGAGCUGGAGGAACAAAACACGUCUCUUCGCUGUCUGCUGGACGGGGAGAUGGAGCACUCAGCUGGCCUGAGGCAAGAAACAGAUCUGCUGAAGAAGAAGCUGGCGGAGCUGGAGGAGAGGCACACAGCCAAGGUCCAGGCACUGGCCAGGGAGAAUGAGGUCCUGAAGGUCCAGUUGAAGAAGUAUGUGGGGGCGGUACAGAUGCUGAAGAGAGAGGGGAGCCAGGGCGACGACGCCCUGUCCAUGUUGCGGUCGAGCGAGGACCAGGCCCCCGUCCCGCAGAAUAAGUCCAUGGUUGACAUCGAGGAGCAGGCGGCCAGUUAUGAACGCAAACUCAUAGAGGUGGCCGAGAUGCACGGUGAGCUGAUUGAGUUUAAUGAGCGUCUGUACCGUUCCCUAAUGGCCAAAGACCACCUCAUUGUGCAGAUGAGACAGGAACUUAUUGACCUGAGAGGACCGGUUCCUGGUGAUUUGAGCCAGACAUCAGACGACCACAGCUUGUCAGAUUUUGAGACGGCUCAUCGUGCACUCAUCAAUGUGUGGAUCCCCUCUGUGUUCCUGCAGGGCAGAUCUGCCAACGCCUACCACGUCUAUCAGGUGUACAUCCGCAUCCUGGACAAUGAGUGGAAUGUGUACAGACGUUACACAGAGUUCAGGGAGCUCCACAGCCACCUGAGAACCCAGUUUCCACAGGUGGAAGCCUUCAACUUCCCACCGAAGAAAGCCAUAGGGAACAAGGACGCCAAGUUUGUGGAGGAGAGAAGGAAGCAGCUGCAGGGCUACCUUCGCACGGUGAUGAACAAACUGAUCCAGACACUGCCAGAGUUCACGGCCCGCCCCUCCAAAGAGACCCUGCUGUCUCUUCUGCCUUUUUGUCUGGACACACCCCAGGCAAACGACGGAGGAGCCAAGACGCCCCGGUCGAAAAAUUCAUCCCGUUUCCCCAGACUGGGCCGCAGUCGGAACCAGGAAACCCGACCAGAGCCGCAGAGUGGAGACCUUUAACUUCGACAAAGUCUUUGAGCUAGUGCUCUUUCUGCGUUAGGGCAGAAGACGACGACGGUGGACCACGACACAGUGGCUCACAGCGUGUGAGGAUAUUUAGGGGCGCCUGAUGGACCUAGAAAGCCUUACAGAUAUUUAAAAAAACAACAACACAGAAAACAAGAAGAGGAAGAGGCAAUGCGUUCACACCGCAUGCCUCUCUGGGUGAAUAUGUACAUGUUUCUGCGCGUUGCCUGGCUGAGUUAAGGAUAUUCGACUCCCCUGACUGAGGCUGCCUAACGAUGGACCCAAUCAUACAGCACCUCUUACCUCAUGGAGUGACCAAAAGACUCUCUGUCAACCGCACACUGACUAACCUGGACUGCUCUCUCUUAUCUCCAACACAAUGAGAUGAUGGGGAUAUGGUUUUUCUUUCUUUUUUUUUUUACUCAGCUCAGUUUUGUAGUGUAUCAUGGUCACAGUGCCUACAGUGUUUUGUAGCUGCGUUCCUGCUCUGGGUCAGGAGGGAGGGAGGGGUAUUAAGAGAGGGGAUGGUGAACAACGUGUUGUCAUGGUGAGGGAAAGUUGUUUUCCAGCUAAUAUCGGUGCCAUUUCAUUUUUAGACAAGGAUUAUCUGUUGUGUGGAGUCGGAGGACAAUUCCUUUUUCCCACGUCUGUUAUAUUACUAUUACAGCCAUUAUAGAUAGUCUGCAUAAAGUGCAUAUCUUACAACAUCCCUUGAUGUCGCCAGGACUACAGUAGUUAUCAAAAAUAAAUAUUAUAAAUUACACUUAAUGAUCAUGCUUAUGGAUCUCACCUUUAAAACCACAAUUGUUGAGGGACUGUAUGACAAUUAUUGGGGCGGGGAGUUGGGUUGAAAAAGCAAAAGCAAAGACCCUCUAUAGUGUUAUCAAUACUUUUCUUUGUUCCCUAAGCUCAACCUGGAGAAGAUGGUUCAAUUAUGGUUGGUUCAAUACAUAAUAAAUAACUAAAAGAGGCAAAUCAUGAAUAGUUCAACAUUGUGUAAUCCAAUUCAAACCUUGAUAUGUUAAUGGACUUAAUUUUUUUUUUUUACUAACGUGCACAUGGAACGAGAAAUUUCCAAAUGAAUGGCAAACAUGACACAAUUAUGAACACUGAAACCGCGUUCUGCUUCAGAAUAAAGAGAUACUCAAUAACCGGCCAAACUUCAUUUUUAUUACGGGCACAUUUUGUGUGACACAUUCAAGUUUUUGUCAUUGUUUAACUUUGACCCCUCACCCCGUCUCAUAUUGAGCAAGUAUAUACAGAAAAGCAUGAGUUCCCUCAUAUCCACGCCUUAGAUGAGUGUCAAGUACCGGCUGUGAUGUAUGUGAUGAAUUAAUGCCGUGGAGUUAUUUGAUAAGAGAGGAAGGGAAACACUAUUUCACCAUUGAAAUAGAUGGGGCGAGCUGUGUUUCGGUGGGUCAUCGAAGGUCGACCGGCUGUACUGAAAUAUUCAGUGUUUAUGGAUUGUUUACCCCCUAAUGUGUCUUAGCAGGAUUUAAUGCCGCAUUAUGUUGCAAAUGAAUGUUUUAACGAUGACUAAACACUUGAAGAAAAGCUGCUCGUUAAGAGUGCAAGGAGAGGGCGGCUGAGCAUCAAAUGUACAUAGAACAGAAGCUCAUGCAUAUGCAUGGCUCACCCAAGAGUAGUCGGAGACUGUUCAACGGAGGACUGAUUGUGUUGGAAGGUUUUCGGAAAACUUAAAUCAAAGGGUCGGCUCGCGGAAUGGUAAACACUGAUCACUGUGGCCGGGGGGAGGUGAGCGGACGGACGGUGCCUGUGGGUUUUAAUUAAGCUGUAAUUCUGACAGAAAUGACCCGCACAAGCAACCAACUACUGGUAAACACGGACAAUUCGUCAGGAAACUCCCACACGAUGCUGUCAAAUACUUGUUUUUAUCCGACUAUUGCGGAGAGAUUCUGUGAGCUGAUCAAUAAAAUCAUCCACCUGGGUAAGAAAAGA
Messenger RNA from Scophthalmus maximus (turbot), 4841 nucleotides. RefSeq names its product sorting nexin 29 (gene snx29). Gene Ontology annotation, molecular function: phosphatidylinositol binding. The coding region runs from base 357 to 2876 and encodes 839 amino acids. The transcript is spliced from 21 exons. The record is from RefSeq and is a predicted model, not a curated record. NCBI's taxonomy places the organism in Eukaryota, Metazoa, Chordata, Actinopteri, Pleuronectiformes, Scophthalmidae.